Metarhizium brunneum ARSEF 3297 is the source of this 2232-nucleotide messenger RNA. Lineage: Eukaryota; Fungi; Ascomycota; Sordariomycetes; Hypocreales; Clavicipitaceae. The record is from RefSeq and is a predicted model, not a curated record.
AUGACCGAGACUACCGAAGCUGAGGAGGCGAUCCCAAUUGAGGAGCUGACACCCGAGGAAGCGAACCGCAUCAUUCACUCACACCGAAAAGUGCGAUAUGGCAAACAAAGAAAGGUCAAGUGUGACAACAAGCAGCCAUGUGAGAAUUGCGUCAAACGGGAGCAUCCUCAGCUGUGCUCGUACAAACCAAACCGCUCUUCCGCCACCAGGAAUGCUUCUGCGGCUCAAAAUGGUCAGGCCAAGAAACGUGCUCGCUCAUUCUCAGAUGCCCACGAAGAAAGCCGAAAAUCCGAGCGCGGCGACAGUUGGCCGCGAACUAUAGGUAUAUCAACAAGUCUAGAUGAUACAGAGUCUGUGGGGGAUCGUUACCUUGGCCAGAAUAGCAUUCCGGCCUUACUCCGAGAGCAGUCCUCGCCAAUUGAAAAGAAUGUGAGCGUGGAUAUCCGAGGUGACAUGCGGUCUAUACUGGGCCUUGAUACCUCCGCCCCGUUUCCUCUCAUGUCGUCUCAUCAUCUCCAUCGAUUAGCCCAGGAUAUCUCAGCUGAGCUCCCCUCUGACCGAGAGGUCAUGAAAUUAUUCCGUACAUACAAAGAAAUUCCUCAACCCUUCUGGGGAUUCGUUUGUGAUAUUGAUGAUUUCGAAUCAAAGCUCAUGGUCUACCUUGAGGACCGUUCCCGCAACGCCUCGACUGCUAUGAAAUCUUCAAGACCAGUAGCAGCAUCCUGGCUUGCCAUUUUAUUUGCCGUCUUGGCUGUUGGCUCUCAGUACCAUGAGAGCCCAUACCAUAUUCGCACUCGCGACUCUCAAAGAUAUAUACAGAUUUCGUUUCAUUUUCUGCGAUUGGGUAACUUUUUGCUGCGUCCAUCAUUUGACUCCAUCCAGGCCUUAUUGCUUACAAGUUUUGUCCUUUUGAAUGAUAUGAAGGCAGAAGCCUCCUGGGCAUUGACCGGUCUCACAUGCCGCUUGGCACAGUCGCUGGGACUUCACCGCACUUCUAGCUUGGAGGGCCGUGACAGUGUCCCGCCGGAUGCCAAGGUGAAGGAGAUGACGCGACGGAAGCUUUGGUGGACAUGCGUUUGGCACGAUACUCUGACGUCUCUUUCAUUCGAUAGGUAUGUGUUUUCUCGGUCCUAUUCUCCAUGUCGCCGAGCUAACGUCCUCCGGAGAACUCCCAUGACAAAUUUCCCAAGCUGCGAUAUCCCUAUUAGCUCUGACACAGCACCCGGCAAAUUCACAUAUCUAGAGAUGAUGUAUCAUCUCAUAGAGAUUAUUUCACGACGACUCAACCCCGACGCAAUCGCGACAUCAACCUACGCGCAAAUUGUGGACAAUUGCGAGGCAGUGGAGAACCUUCGCCGCCGUUCACUACCACAUAUGCAGGACAAGGAGCAGUGCAAGACGGCACUCCACCGUCUCCAAUACUACGCAAUCCGGCUACACACCUCCUUCGUCAUCUCAGUAGCGUGUCGGCCUGCUCUCAAACGCACUUGUGAUUUCGACCCUAAGCAAAAGAAGGAGCUGGCAGAUAGGUGCAAAGAUAACCUCACACAAACGGUCCGGAUGUUUCUGGCAAUGCACCAACUUUCCGUGAUUCCAACUCGAACGUGGGCAUUCACAUACCACGGGCUGUCGUCUGCGCUCCUUCUCGGUAUUCUGUGCGAGACCAAGGCGGACCCGGAAAUUCGCCAGCUUCAAGGAGACCUGAUUGCCGCGCUUUCGGCCACCGCCGCAAAGGAGGCCAGUUCGCCCGAGCCCCAUAUCGCGGUGAGCGACAAGGACAUUGAGCUCUCGGGACCCUUGUGGCGGGCCCUCACUGCCCUCAAGAACAUAUACGAGCACGGCACGGUCAUCGGCACGCUACUCAAGCGCGAAGGGGAUUCAUCCGGCGGCGGGAGUGGCACCAGAACGCCUCUUCCGCCAUUCAUGCUGAGCAGCGCCAGCGCAGCAAGCCUAGGUGCGCAGCUACGUGCCGCGCAAGCAGCAGGCGACCCUCGCGAGGACGCUGCGCUCGCCAUGGCCGAGAUGCAGAACGGGGCGUCGCUACAGGAUUUUGCAGGGCAAGUUUCAAAACGACGGGCUCCUUUUUCCAACAGUGCAUGUCUAACUGCGAUGCAGGAUCACUUUCCCCCAGCCGCUACCGGUGAGUAUGAACCUCGACGGCCUCCCUGGCCUAUCGGUCGACCAGGCACAAUUGGCGCCAAUGGACCUGUACGACUCCAUUUGGGGUGGUGA